Messenger RNA from Drosophila elegans, 2275 nucleotides. RefSeq names its product galanin receptor type 3 (gene AstC-R2). The record is from RefSeq and is a predicted model, not a curated record. NCBI's taxonomy places the organism in Eukaryota, Metazoa, Arthropoda, Insecta, Diptera, Drosophilidae. Gene Ontology annotation, biological process: G protein-coupled receptor signaling pathway. Gene Ontology annotation, cellular component: neuron projection; membrane. Bases 170 to 1909 code for a protein of 579 amino acids. The transcript has 4 exons. Gene Ontology annotation, molecular function: peptide binding; somatostatin receptor activity.
UCGUAUACCACGCACGCCUGGUCAAAGAUCAGGGGAAUGCCCUGAGUGACAGGUGGCUCAGGCGUAAAGAGGAACUUACCAGAGACCGCAACAUGCAGCAUGUGACGUCACAGACAUAAAGCAUGGAAAGCAUAUCAAAAUAUUUGCCAUUUAGCUGGUUUAGCAGGCAAUGUCAAAUAGGCAGCCGGCCGCAAACAGCAAAUUAGCAGGCAUUUACAGAAACGCAACCGAAUCGAAAAUGGGAGGAAGGUGGUGGCUCGGGGGAGGAGUGGUGGCCAGGAAAGCCAAUGUGAAGGGACACUCGACACCAAACCGCAGGAGCAGCAGCAACAUCGCGACCAACGACAGUGUCCAUUCUGGCAUACUGUUAUUUGUGCUGACAGCGCUGACACUAACGAGCUUAAUAACGCCCACAGAGCAGCUGACAGUGGCGCCAAAUGGAACCACUGUCCAGCAACUGGAGUCCGUGGAAUCGGAAUCGGCCUCAUCGUAUCCACCGAUGGCGGCGGAUGACUACAACUACAACUACAGGCCCGUGAAUGGCAGUCUGAAUGGCACAAUAAUGGCGCCCAACGCGCGUCCCCACCUGAACCACAAACAGCGGUUGCCGCAGGACAAUGGCAGCCACUAUUUGGAGUACGACGAUGAGGGGCCAGACUGCUCGUACAGCUACAACUUCAUCCUGAAGCUUAUCACGAUGAUCCUGUACGCCCUGGUAUGCAUAAUCGGUCUGUUCGGCAACACACUGGUCAUCUAUGUGGUGAUGCGUUUCUCCAAAAUGCAAACGGUGACCAACAUAUACAUCCUGAACCUGGCCAUCGCCGACGAGUGCUUCCUGAUUGGAAUACCCUUCCUGCUGUACACCAUGCAGGUGGGCAACUGGUCCUUCGGCAACUACAUGUGCAAGGCCUACAUGGUGAGCACCUCGAUCACCUCGUUCACUUCAUCGAUCUUCCUGCUGAUCAUGUCGGCGGAUCGCUAUAUAGCUGUAUGCCAUCCCAUAUCCUCGCCCCGCUACCGCACGCCCUUUGUGUCCAAACUGGUUUCGGCCUUCGCCUGGAUGACCUCCGUGCUGCUGAUGCUGCCCGUCAUCCUCUUCGCCAGCACUGUCCAAUCCAGCAACGGCAAAGUGUCCUGCAACAUCGAGUGGCCCGACACCCAGAACUCGCACACCGACUCCACCUUCAUACUCUACUCCCUCGUCCUGGGCUUCGCCACUCCGCUGACCUUCAUCCUGGUCUUCUACUGCCUGGUGAUCCGCAAGCUGCACACCGUGGGACCCAAGCACAAGUCCAAGGAGAAGAAGCGAUCGCACCGGAAGGUCACCAAACUGGUGCUCACGGUAAUAAGUGCGUACAUAUUUUGCUGGCUGCCCCACUGGAUUUCUCAGGUGGCUCUGAUCAGCUCGGCCCCGCAGCGGUGUGCCUCUCGUCUGGAGCUGGCCGUCUUCCUGGCCUGCGGAUGCCUCAGCUACUCGAACUCGGCCAUGAACCCCAUUCUGUACGCCUUCCUCAGCGACAACUUCAAGAAGAGCUUCAUGAAGGCCUGCACAUGUGCGGCGCGGAAGGAUGUGAAUGCCCAGCUGCAGCUGGAGAACAGUUUCUUUCCCAAGUUCGGCAAGGGCAGGCAAUCGGAGCGACUCCUCGGGGGCGGCGGAAAAGGUGGCGCCCAACGUGGGGCAUUGGCCAAGAAGAAGGCCUUGGCGGCGGCCAGAAACAACAAUGCCCCGAUGGCCACGGCAACCACCACGACAACGACAACGGCGGGCACGGAUGCGGUGACCUGUAUCCAGCCGGCGAUGCAACAAAUUCAGCCCGCGGAGAUCCAGGUGGGAAAUCCGGCCACCGUGCUGGUGGUCAACGCCGAGACCAACAACUGUAAGCCCCCCGUGCUCCACACGGACUUAUAAGACCGGGCUCCCUCGAUGCCCCUGGAAACGGUGGUGUUCAUCGCCCGGAGGUGAGAUCUCCGGAGAGAAGUGGAGCUGGAAAUGGUCAUGGAUUGUGGGCUAAGAAGGCAGUCAGAGUGCUUGCUGUAGGCUAAGCAUUCACUAAAAUGAUAUUGAUAUUUUAUACCAUUAGGGCAGAGCUAUGCGGAAACGGGAAAAUAUAACACAAUUUGUAAAAGGAAUCUCAGCAACCGGAUAAUUACAGAAAAAGUAAAAAAUUAAAUGUGAUUUUAUAACACAGAAAGUUGGCCUGACAAAAUAGCAUCUGCAAUCUAGUUAAAUAAAUUUUCUUUUUUAUUAAUUUACUUUAUUUAAAAAAUUAAUUUG